Molecule: messenger RNA, 667 nt
Organism: Lutzomyia longipalpis
Lineage: Eukaryota; Metazoa; Arthropoda; Insecta; Diptera; Psychodidae
Exons: 3
Coding region: 17-379 (120 amino acids)
Source: RefSeq, a predicted model, not a curated record
UGGUUGAUUAGACAGAAUGUCUCUUCGGGAUUUUGAGAGAUUUCUCACAUUUAUUCCAGUUUUCUGUCUCAUAAUACUCAUUUUUGUGCUCCUCUUGAGGUUCUUUCAAAUCUACAUUGCCCCACAUUUUGCCCUUGGAUCGGGUUCUAAUUCAGCAAGAUCUGGGAAUCUUCAGGCUCAUCGUUUUGCCACUCAUUGUCCCCGAAAUUCUUCAUACGAUCCCUACAAUCGUCCUAUGCGGCAGGAUGAGAUUCCCUCAAAUACACCAUAUCCAACGCAGAAUGUAAUGCCCAUCCCCCAACAAAGUCAUCUACCACAGAAUUCAAGAUUAAUCCAAAAGAAACUCGUGGUUUGUAAAAUUUUUCCAAAUGAACAGUAGAGAGACGGAUUUUCCCAAUUUCCCAGCGCAAGCGCAAUGAUUGGGAAAAAUGAGAGAUUCGAGAUUAUCCAAGCAACUAAUUCUGUGAUUGUAAACUCCAGAACAAACUACCCGAAACCAGAUUAAUAUUUUUUUGAGCUAUAGAACAAUUACGAUGCAUUUCAGUGGCGAUUUUUUUCAAUUUAAUAACGAAUUAAUUAAGUAACUAAUUUUACAUUCUGUCGUUUUGAAUGUGGAUUUAUUGUCGAAGGAAAGUAAUAAAAUUCUAUUUAAACGCGAAACGGGAUU